UUUAGGGCUGUUGCAGCACCGUGUUUUCAACUUAACGUUUAAUUGCUAAGCACUUACUUAUAAAUAGUUAAUACUAUUAUUUAUGUGCCUAAUGUCGUAGUUACGAUGAGUUUGAAUUUAUAUGAGGGCAACAUCCUAAAUUCCUGCUGGAAAGCAGGAGGCCGCAAGCCGCGGAAAUCGGCGUUUGCGCCACUCGAUCGAAAUGAGAUCGCAGAUGUGGAUGUAGUCGCCUGCUGCAAGCAAAUCACCGAAUUAAUUGAUGAAAAUGCAUUAAGAAAUCGCCAGGAGCGAUCCAAAGUUUUGGACACAAGAAACAGGCAAAAUGUUAUUUUCAAGGACAUUUCCCGUUUGGUUUUCGGAGUUACGGAUAUUUUUAGAUGCCAAGUGGAUCUACUUUUGGGAGAUACGAAGGUAUUACUUGAGCAAUGUACACGUACCAACUUGGAUUACGUUCUCACCACCACAAAAUCCGUAAUGGUCAACAAAUCUGAGAUUCGAAUCCAACGCAAACGAAAGCGGGUGAUCACCAAGAAAUCUAAAGUAACAGUAUCAAAACGUCCCAGACUGCAGGAAUCGGAACUGUUGGAUGAAUUCUCACAGGAAUACUACGAGCAGAUGCUAUCCGAAUGCCAGGUGUGGCAAUCGGAGUGCACACAACAGGUGGUGGAGGACCUGGACGAGUCUAUUGAACUACCUCGGAGCUGCACGCAGUCAAAGUCGUAUCAUUCUAUUACAAUCACCGAAGAUAUUAAACUUCCCGAAGAUCAUAGCUUAAUUAUGCCAUCAAAUGGUUUUGGCGAAGCCGAGGGUGCGGACUUAACCAUUUUUCAAGAGCUUUACCCCAAAGACAGCACAAGGAACUCACUAAAGCGACACUCAAUAGCUCAGGAUCCAACUGACAUCUUACCGGUUAAAAUGCCCAGAUUGGAUGAUUGGGAUGUUUUCCAAGCUGACAAUGCUAUCAUGACCCAAAUCUUUCCGCAUAACAUUGAACCAGCUGAAGUAACUCAAAUAGUUUGUGAGCCGACGUUGCCCUCAGAUUUAAAUUCUUUUGAAGAAAUAACAUUUAGCAAGCCGAAGAAUAAGAAAAGAAAGCUUAUAGUAGACAAACGAAUUGAAUACACCCGGAUGCAGCUGGUGAAGCAUAGACAGAAAUAUAUGGAAGAAUACAUUUCAAGGGAAGUGAUAGUGCCAAAACCAUCGGAUUUACCGAAAUCCCCCAAGGAACUUCUGUGUAAACUGAAUAGCAAUGUAAGUUUUUCAGCUCUUCAGAACCACUCCGGCCCUAAGCUCAGUAAUGAAGAAAUGGAAUUCGAGGCUGAAAACACACUGAGAACAAUAUUUGGCCGCGAGUUUACCGAUAAUCUUUCGAAGGAGAUAUUUGUACGACCAUCUCAGGCUACAAAAUGUGGAAAUAAAGAAGCACAUAUCUAUCAGCCCGAACCGCUUGAAGUGGAAGACUAUGUGCAACCUCAACUGCAGCAGCCUGAUGAAGUAAAUGAAAAUUAUAAUAAUAACGAAAUAAAUGAGCACGGCAUAUACUGUGAGGAUAAUAAUGCUAAUACCUACAGCGUAAUGAUGAGUCUCUUAAACAUUUGGCGUAAUAAUCCGAAAAUCACGGGAAUCGAUGCCAUUGAUUUUAUGAAAACGUUUGAUGGUCGCAUCAAGGUUUCGUUAGCCUUUCUCCAUUUGUUGUAUCUUGUUCGAGACCGUUUUAUAGAGAUAUCAAAGCGAGCUAAUUCGCUGGAAAUGUACCAGAUUACUCUUGGCAAAGAGUCCGCUAAGCUAAUAGACAAUCUUAUGCUGAGUGAGACUCUGUGAAUAUUUUAUAGUUAGUUGUUUUCAAGAUUAUCAAACUCACUUUGUAGAUGAUAUGUUGGUCGACGAUCUUGCACAUUUUUUGUUGUUUUGUUUUCUGUUGUUACUAUUGUGUUAUCGUAGUUAUAAGUUGAGCCAAUCUCUAAACUAGGUGGCUUUAAAUUACUCUUUUUCCAUACGAUCUUGUGGUAUAAUUGAGCAACGAUGUCCUGGAUAAAUCGUUUCAUUUCAAGAAUAUAAGAAUUCU
Molecule: messenger RNA, 2065 nt
Organism: Drosophila mauritiana
Lineage: Eukaryota; Metazoa; Arthropoda; Insecta; Diptera; Drosophilidae
Gene: c(2)M
Exons: 8
Coding region: 106-1821 (571 amino acids)
Source: RefSeq, a predicted model, not a curated record